Messenger RNA from Adineta steineri, 551 nucleotides. Lineage: Eukaryota; Metazoa; Rotifera; Eurotatoria; Adinetida; Adinetidae. The record is from the annotation of a GenBank genome assembly.
AUGUCAAUAGAAUUAACUGAAGUUAUUCCAAUGUCUGGUUUACGUUCGAAAAAACUUAUUAAUGAAGAAAAUUCUGUUUUAACAAUGAAACGUAGUUUAAUCGAACGUAAAGAACUUCAUUUUCGAUGUCGUCGUGUUAAUGAUAUAAUGUGUAUUUUUGCUUUAUUUGGUCUUAUUUUAAUGAUAAUCGAUACAGAAUGUCGACUUGAUCAAGUUUAUGAAAAUAAUAUUAUUAUGAUUCGUCCUUUGAUAAGUAUUUCUACAGGAAUUCUUGUUGGACUUGUUAUAUAUUAUCAUUCUCUUGAUAUUCGUCUAUAUGCUAUUAAUAAUCAUAUUGCUGAUUGGCGUGUAACAUUAAAAAUUCGUGGUAUUAUGAUGGUUAUUUGUGAAAUAAUGAUAUGUAUUAUUCAUCCACUUCCUUAUGUUUCAAAAUACUUAUCAUCAGACAAUGGUUUAGCUUGGAUUAAUAUGAUAAUGACAUUACCUAUGUUUGGACGUCUUUAUCUAAUUGCUCGUAGUGUAACAUUACAUUCUCCAUUAGUAAGUGCUGC